Helianthus annuus (common sunflower) is the source of this 792-nucleotide messenger RNA. Its product is annotated as F-box/LRR-repeat protein 2. Gene Ontology annotation, cellular component: SCF ubiquitin ligase complex. The coding region runs from base 1 to 792 and encodes 263 amino acids. Gene Ontology annotation, biological process: SCF-dependent proteasomal ubiquitin-dependent protein catabolic process. Lineage: Eukaryota; Viridiplantae; Streptophyta; Magnoliopsida; Asterales; Asteraceae. The transcript is spliced from 2 exons. The record is from RefSeq and is a predicted model, not a curated record.
AUGGAUCAGUUUGAUCGGAAUACACACGGAUGGUUACGCUCUAAACUGGCUAUGGAGAAAUUGCAGUUUCGAAACCCUAACGAAGCUCGUUUUCGAGAACUGUCAAAUGUUGCUUUAGUUUUGCUUAAUUUAGCUGAGAAUUGUUCAAACUCAUUAUCGUCAUUGUUAAUUUACGAUGGCGGUAACAGAGAGAGUUUGCUUCAUUUCAUCCAUGAAACGAAUUGUAAUUUACAAAAACUUGACCUACAAUUGCCUCUGGAUUUAGACGACAGUCAUUUGAUCGAAAAAGGUGCGAAAUUCGAUCUGUUACAUGUUCUUCGGUUGCAGAGUUAUGCUAUGGUUACAAGUGAAGGAUUGAAAACCCUAGGGUUAGGUUUGAGUGAUAGCCUUGAAGAACUAGCUUUAACUAAAUGUGAUGUUAUUAAACGAGAAACCGGAUUCCUUGUGGAAUUAGCUCAGAGUUUACAGAAUGUUAAAACUCUGGAUCUGUCUUAUAAUCACAUGUUGAUUGAUAAAGAUUUUGCAUCAAUGAUCAGUUCGUAUCGUGAGUUACGGAAACCGAAUAUUCGACGUUGCAGUAGGUUAACUGAUAUAUCAUUGAUUUCGUUGUGUAAGAACUGUAAGCAUUUGAAGAGUGUUGAUUUGCUUUACUGCAAUGGAAUUUGGGUGGAAGGCGUUGAGUUUGUAAUUCUGAAUUCUCCGGAGUUGAGAAAUGUACAGGUUGAAGAUCGAAAGUUGUCGGAAGCUGCAAGGAGAUGGAUGGCAAGUAAUUUUAUUGAGGUUCAAUCCUGA